GCUGCAGCCGCUGGUCGUGCCGCCGCCCUCUGCUAACAGGCUGUCUGUUCCUCUUUUUUUUUCCCUGCGACGCGGCGGGGGUGGGGCAGCGCUGUACCCGCCACAUUUCUCCCUUUAGCCCCCCCUGCUGGCCACAGCUUGCGCACUAAAGAUAGGCCCGUUCUACCGCCAGAUGCACCGCCCGUAACAAAGAAGAGGGGCACCAGCGGCACGCACCAGCCUAGCACCGCCGCACCACCCCCUGGAAAGCUUGCGCCAAAGGAGGGGCUCACGACAGCUGGCCGCUGCCGGACCGCACACAACACACCGCUGUCCCUCCACGUUUCUCCAGUGUCUCGUGAUUUCAACGCUUUCUUUCUUUCCCAUCGUAUAAAGGAACCCGCGCCGUAUCCUCUCCAUCAUUGCUGAUCCCCAUCUCCAAUCCAUCAAUCCAACUAUACUCCUCCCCUCAACAACCUCUUCCCCGCAAUCAUGUCUGCUCCCACCAUCCCCCCCGGCGGCACCAUUGUCGACACCUUUAAGCGAUCUUUUGUCGACGUGACAAUCGACCCUGCCACCAACGCUGUCAACACCACUGAGUUCCUCGAGGCCAGCGAGUCUCUUAUUACCAUCUUUGAUGUCCUUGGUUCCGUUGCCUUUGCCCCCGUCAAGAGUGACAUGCUUGGCAACGUCAAGAAGAUCCGCGACAGAUUCCUCGCCUCCCCCGUCGACUCCGAGACCCUUCAGAGCCUCGUUCCCAGCGAGCUCAAGACCAAGAAGCACACUGCCACCGAGGGUCUCAUUUGGCUCGUUCGUGCCCUCGAGUUUACCUCCAUCGGUAUCGCCCAGAACAUCUCCAAGCCCGACGAAGAGCUCUCCGACUCCUUCCGCUCUUCCUACGCCGUCACCCUGAAGCCUCACCACAGCUUCCUUGUCAAGCCCAUCUUCUCCGCUGCCAUGGGUGCUUGCCCUUACCGCAAGGACUUCUAUGCUAAGCUCGGUAGCGACCCCGCCAAGGUCGAGGCUGAGCUCAAGGUCUACCUUGCUGCUCUCGAGAAGAUUGUUGCCAUCCUCAAGGCUUUCCUCGACACCAAGGAGGCCAAGUGGUAAGGAAAAUAAAGACGAAUAUUAUGACUGAGAAAACGGUUAGAAGAAAAGUGUUGGAAGAAGCAUUGCGCAAUGGCGACAAAUAUGCAUUGGCUAAAAGCGCUGGUACUACUGCCCUCUGCUGCAUUUUGGUUAUCUAAUGAGCCUCAAAAUAUGAGAAUAAUUUUACGAAUUAAACCCAUUAAUCAUCGU
Molecule: messenger RNA, 1278 nt
Organism: [Torrubiella] hemipterigena
Lineage: Eukaryota; Fungi; Ascomycota; Sordariomycetes; Hypocreales; Clavicipitaceae
Source: the annotation of a GenBank genome assembly